Molecule: messenger RNA, 2740 nt
Organism: Mya arenaria
Lineage: Eukaryota; Metazoa; Mollusca; Bivalvia; Myida; Myidae
Exons: 16
Coding region: 145-1827 (560 amino acids)
Molecular function (GO): lipid binding
Source: RefSeq, a predicted model, not a curated record
UCAAGUUUUGUUUACGUAAUGGAAAUACCCAUGUGAAAUACCCAUGUUAAUCCACUUUGAAUGAUUACAUACAAUUCAUGUCUUUCAAUUAUUUGGAUUUAUAACGUAAACAAGUGAGAUAAAAAGAAGAUAAUUGCAGAUACAAUGGCAUCAAUACUUACGGCGCUUGUGGGAGCCGCCAUCUUGGUUUCCACGAUGACGUCACUGCACGCGGUUCCCGCCGGAAUCGAGGUUUUGUUUACACAGGAAGUUCUACAGACUUAUACGCAGUUAGACCUGUACCACUUCAUAAAAUCGAUGAAGAAAGUUCAUAUUCCGGACAUGGUGAACAGCAGUGGUUCCUUCAACUGGCAAGUCACGGGAGUGCGCGUUGAGGACGUGGGUCACGUUAGUUCAUCAAUACAGCUCGGGGACGGUGUCUUGCACUUCAACGCCAAUGUCACAAAACUUGUCAUUUCCGCUAGUUGGGCGUUUCAUUCUAAAGACCAGGCGGGCGUAACGUUUCAAGGCAAGGGCAAAUUGAACGUGACUAGCGCCAAAACGUCUUUCAACAUCAUAGCUAAGUUGUCGGUGACAGAAGCUGGCGGCAUAGGUACAGACAUCAUAGAUUGUGGCGCGGACAUCACUCAACUGAAGAUAAAGUUUUAUGACAGCGAUUUGAUCAGUUUUAUGGAGAUGAUUGCAAACAGCAUCGUUGCGGACCUCAAGAAAGAAAUAAAGAAAUCGUUUUGCAAAGCUGUGGCUAAAUUUCAAACCAAAGUUGAACAAGAGAUAAACAGGCUGCAAGAGAAAACGUCAAAUAUCACGUUUUACAAUCAGACGUUUGCAAUUGACUCGUCAGUCGUAGCAGUGAACGUAACGACCAAAGCCAUUUAUGUUUACUUAAAGGCAGGUUUUACAAUGAAUGGCCGGAAGUUUCCUAUCAACGACCAGCAUUUCCCCACGGCAACCACCGCUUCCGGUUUCGAGAUAUCGUUUGCUAAGGCGGUAUUUGGAAAUGUUGUUCAGGCGGCUAACGACAGCGGCCUUCUGCAUUAUAAGCUUGGCUUCAAGGAGAUUAUGGCCAAUCAAAAGUUUUCGCUCAACCUCUCCUGUUCCGGAAUUUUCUGCGCAGGAAACGUUUUCUAUAAGGCGGCCGAGCGAUGGCCGGGGCGAGUCAUCGGUAUCCGAGUGUCGGCAACCAAUCUGGCUCUGUCCGUCGGGGACAACUUCAUGUAUUUGUACGUGGACGGUCGGGUUUAUUUCACCGCUGAGAGCGCUGACAAAUCGGAUCCGUGGUUCUCAGCCGCGGUUAAUAUUGUCAUACCACUUCAAUUACGACUUGAAAACGAACAGAUGCACGGCAAGGUCAGCGCAGUUGGAGGAAAUGUAACGGUCGACCAAUCGGAUUACUGGGAAACAUUGAGCGAGACUCUGCCGAACAUUUUAAAAUACUACGGACCUUUGAUGCAAGAAAAACUUCAGGACAAACUUAAUGAACAUGAACUAUCAUUCCGCUUGCCCCUGUCAAAACAUGCCCGAAUUAAAGCCAGCAAAAUAUCCAUAAGCUCGAUGGGAGUCAGUGUGUCUGCAGACAUCUGUGCCACAGCGGAAAAGGGCUGCAACGCAUCCGCCGAUACUGGAUAUGUCGGCAACGCGACCGUCGGGCUGCUAAACUUCAUGGACACACUUCCGGUACCGACGACAACUGCGCCCACAACGAAAUCCGUCAAUGUCGGCGUGCAGUCGUCGGCAUCCAUCAGCCUUAUUGUUGUCAUUGUUUUUGCGCAAUUGUGUUUGGGAUUCGUCGCUCGCCUUGAAAAAUGUUAUAAGCCGGGAACAGUUUGAUAGAAAUUCUAAGCAUAUAUCUUAUAAGAUCAACAUUUCAUUGAAGCCAAUAGCAACGUUAUUAGUGAACCACAUUAUUAGUUUGGGGCUUACUUAUUAACUACACAUCUUUAUUAUGUUUUCCAAGAUUUAAUACCGAAAUGCUUAGUGCUAUUUAUAAAACAGAAUAAAAUAGAAUAUCCAAAUAUUGAAUCUUGUUAAUUUUGGUUGAAUAGCUUCAUGGUAUAUUUACGAAUACAGGUUUUUGUAUAGUUGCUUCCAGCAUUGGCUUCAAUUGAAAAAAAAAAAACACUAAAUGUAAGAUAUUAAAACGCCGAUAUGUUACAACGUACAGAUAUACGAUGUUGCACAAUUAAGUUUAUAUAUAAUAUAUUACAUAUACGUUUAUAAAGUGCUAUGAGCUGCACUUUCUUUUGAUUUGCUAUUUUGUGACAUAUUUGAAUGUUUUAUUUGCAACUAAUUUUAUUUGUCCACAGAUGGUUGAAAAAAAUAAUUUCCGAAAUAAAUAACAAGACAUGUUCUGCUAUUUCAAAUUUCGUUGUUUAGGCAUUUAUGUUGAGAAAAGACUAGCUCAUCCUUUUUUUAUCUGAAUACGUCUACACUAAUGAUCUAAAUGUUUGCGUCCAUUAUAAAUCAUAUACAUUCUACCAGGUGACUUUCGUAUUUGUAUAAAUGUUCUGCAUGUUAUUAUGCUAUAUCCAUUUACAAGGGUAUCUUUUAUAAUACAUGACAUCAAUUAUGCAUUGUUAUUUGUUUUAGGGCUGGGGGAUUUGCUUUACAAUAAAUCUAUUUUUUGUUAUUCUAUCCCUCUCUCUCUAUAUAUUAUAUUUUUGAUGAUAUUUUAUAUUUGUAUGUGGAUAAUACUUUGUGUUGUAUUUACAUCAUUAAAAGUCUUAAAGGCAAAGUUCUGCGA